AGAAUGUCCCUUGACGCUCUGAAUGCGAGCAACGGGAUUCAGGAGCAGGAGGUGGAGGAUGUGGGAGAAACGACGUAUCUGGUUACCGCGGGUGUUUUAAUAGCGAUCGGUGUUCUCGGUGCGGUUUUAAAUAUGACUGUGAUAAUCGUCAUUCUCCGAGAUAGGCAAACUUUGUUAACGCCGGUUAACGUGGUCUUGCUGAAUUUGGUGGUGAGUGUCAAAAUACACGCGGUGUGUAUUGCUUUUACUUCUAUUAUUAUUAUCGGCGAUUUCUGCGUAUCAAUUAUCGGUACUCCGUUUCCAACCGUAUCUGCAAUCCUUGGAAGAUGGUACUGGGGCUACACGGGUUGUCUUUGGUACGCUUGGUUCAUGUCAACUUUGGGGCUGGCCAGCAUUGGAAAUCUGACCGUUUUAGCGAUAGAAAGAUGGCUGCUUGUGACGCGACCGAUGAGAGCUUUCACCAUAAGGCAAGCCUCGUACCUGGUAUCGGGGGUUUGGAUCUACACUUUGUCCUUGACGAUCCCCCCGCUCUGCGGAUGGGGAAGCUACGGACCGGAAGCCGGAAAUCUCUCCUGCAGCGUAUCCUGGGAAGUCCACGAUCCUUCGAUCGGUAGCGACACCUACAUCGCGUUUCUCUUCUUCUUCGGUCUGGUCGUCCCGGUGAUUCUGAUAUGCUGGAGCUACUUUGAGAUAAUACGAACGCUGAGGAAGGUCAGGAAGAGAGCCGGUUCCAGAGGCACAUACGAGGCGAAAGUUACGAAAAUGGUGGCUCUUAUGAUAAUAGCCUUCCUGAUAGCUUGGACACCUUACUCGAUAUCGGCCCUGCUGGCGCAGUACUUGCAGGUGACCUCAAGCCCGACAGUCGCGAUAGUUCCGGCGCUGUUGGCGAAAUCAUCGAUCUGCUAUAACCCGUUGAUAUACGCCGGGAUGAACAGCCAAUUCCGUACUGUGAUGAAAAAGUUCUUAGGAAUGUCGGAAUCGACAAGACCAGCAACGAUUAGUCAACACACAGGAGUGAGCGCCAGUAAUCGAGCGGGCAUUAAUCCCAUACAAAUUGAGAAGGAAUAAUGUUCGUCACGUUUCUUACCCAUUUUUUUUUCUUUUCUUUUUCUUUUUCUCGCUUCUAUACGCGUUACGAAGAAAAGGUCUCUCUUAGACGAGAAACACAAAAAUGAACGGCUGGACGCGUUCGUUGAAUGAAACGCGCGGCGGUCAACGGACUGCCGGCUUUAACACGGGGUUAAAAAGAAUAAGGCAAGAUUUGCACGGAGAUUAUCAUUUCUAUAAAAUGAAUAAUAUUUGUACCGUAUAAUUAGCGGCAUGGCGGGUAAUAGAAAUAAGGACGGUGUCUUGUGACAAAGAGCGACAAAGUUUCUACCAGCCUCGCGUUACGUUCUCCUCAUUUUUAUAACAUAGAGACAAAUUUCUGUUCCGACAUACGGCUGUUAGUAAAACGUCUCGGAUCAUGAGUUUCAAGCCUAUAAUAUAAUUAACCAAUUACCCAUGUACUAUAAAUUCCAUUUGUGCUUUUAUUUUUCAUUGCCUGAUAUAAGUCACUUCGGAUAAUUGAUCCUCGUCUAAUACUCUUUUUAUCCUCCUUCACGGAGCGGGAGUUUCACUCUCAGAAUACGAUAUAUGUAUAGCGCUUGAAAUUUAUCCUUCAUUUCAAUGCGUCGCUGGUGACGUGAGGCGAAUGAAUAUCGGUUGAAAAUUAGGGUCUAACUUACUGCAAUUGUUAAUUGUCGCAAUAACAUUACAUAUUUGCAAUUAAGCGGCCAUAUAAUCACAUGAGUAUAAUUAUAAUUGUGUGCGAUGAUACUAAGCCUCGAUAUAAUAUACAUACCUUAUACAUGACGUGUAUAGGUAUAUUACAUAUAACAUUUACUGCGACUGCAUGUAUUAAUCAAAUCGUCCGUUUUUGGCAUCGUCGAUAAACAAAUAUCGACACCUGGAGAAUCGACCGACCUUCGCGUGCCUCGUUUAAUUGUUCGAUCAACUUCGUCGUAUAAUAUAUAUAUACAUAUAUAUGUACAUAUUUAUUAUAAAACGAUUAUCAUGCGCAAUCCAUUACGCUAUUGCGUUCGAUAAUAAUAAAUUACACCAAUGUGUUUUCCGAAGCCACAUAUAUACGUAUAAAUAUACGUAUAAUGGGUUUAUUUUUAUCAAAGAACUAUUAGUUCCACAACUAUCUUGCACUCGUGUAGUAAUUUUAAUGCCUUCUGGCGCUGACAAAACGCGACGGGGAUUAAUUAGGGUUCUUAUCUGUUGGAAAUCGAAUAAACACAAUACAGCCGUAAGGUGGCAAAGAACAUUGGAAAAAUUGACGGUGUUGACCGCUAUGCGCAGUGAAUGUUAAAACAUUGUUUAUGCUAUUUCUUUUUUAUGCCAUAUACAUAUAUUUUACCGUAUAUAAUAGCGGGUGUUAUUCAAUUCUAAUGUAUAAUACAGAGUUUGCGGGUGGUAAAACAGAGCGCGUUUUAAUUACUGCAGUAAGCUUUGAAAUUUGCGAAUAGCAACUUCUUAUAAUCAUUGUACGCGGAAAUGCCUCUUCAUUAUUUAAUGAUUAAUCACUCCGACGAUGAGAACUUACUACAUUAUUAUGCACAUAAUGUUAUAGUCGUUUCGUCAAACAAUUUUCCUGACAAAGUUUUUCCGUUGUUGUCUGCAAUUGUAUAGCCACACCAUACUUGGAGAGUAUUUCAAACCUACCGUAAAUUAGUUAUCCGUAACAGCGUAAUGAGAAUGUAUAACUCAAGGAUAAAUUCGGUACGUGACGUGAAAAUUUGAUUAUGAGAAGAAAAAUUUCAACCUCUAUCGCCGACGAUAAGGAUAGUUAUCACAGCGCGAUGAAUUAUAUCAAUUUGUUCAAAUGCGUCUACAGAAAUUUGCAACGCGCAAUGUUCAGUGGGUAGAAUUUUUAUCUGUCCUCAAACCUGAGGCUCAAAGAAAAUAAUUACAAUUACUGUAGAAAACACUAUACGGAUAUCAACCGUGACGGUAUAAUUUUGUUCGCGUUUAUCGAAUUUGUCGAUAUUGUCGACGACCGCGAUGAAUAGCGAUCGAUGUAACGUGAAGAAUCUACAACGAAAUAACAAUGAAACAAAGAAUACAAUAUGUAAAAUGUUCGUGCCAGUAAGACUUACAAUAAGAGUUAAUUCAUUUUGCGUAUCAUUCGAGGGUACGUAUAAUACAUUAUAUGCAGUAUUGUAAUACAUACCUACGUCACGAUAUAGUUUUCAGAUUUAACUGUAUUAACAUUUCAAGGAUGAGUUGGAACUUUGGACGCGCCAUGUAAAAUGUAUAACGGGGCCAGGCAUGCAUGAGGAAUAAAUAAGGUAUUAUAUUCGUAGCUAAGUACCUACAUAUCUAUAUAUUAUAUACUACAUGUACAUACAAUAUCGUGUAUAAUCAAAUAUACACACGCAUAUAUAUAUACUAUAUUUGAAGACAUUAUACACACCGAUGAUAUGCAUACACA
Molecule: messenger RNA, 3478 nt
Organism: Neodiprion virginianus
Lineage: Eukaryota; Metazoa; Arthropoda; Insecta; Hymenoptera; Diprionidae
Product: melanopsin-like
Exons: 6
Coding region: 4-1068 (354 amino acids)
Biological process (GO): G protein-coupled receptor signaling pathway
Cellular component (GO): membrane; photoreceptor outer segment
Molecular function (GO): G protein-coupled receptor activity
Source: RefSeq, a predicted model, not a curated record